Messenger RNA from Corythoichthys intestinalis (scribbled pipefish), 16710 nucleotides. RefSeq names its product leucine-zipper-like transcriptional regulator 1. Gene Ontology annotation, cellular component: Golgi apparatus. Gene Ontology annotation, molecular function: protein binding. The record is from RefSeq and is a predicted model, not a curated record. The transcript has 19 exons. Bases 334 to 2661 code for a protein of 775 amino acids. NCBI's taxonomy places the organism in Eukaryota, Metazoa, Chordata, Actinopteri, Syngnathiformes, Syngnathidae.
CGGUAGGGGCCAGCCGACUACACUAUUAUGACAGGUCCCCUGUUUACUAGUUGUGGUUUAAAUCGUUAUGUUUGCUUAUAUACGAGUCACUGGCUAAAACCUACAACGAACCGGUUUACGCGGAUAUCAUCCUUUUGUUUCUUAUCCUUGCACAUUUAUAGCUUUGUCUUUUCUCGUCGCAAUUUAGCAUUAGCUUUGUAGCUAGCUCUUGUUUUUAGCAUCGACCGUGUAGCGAGCUGCUAUCCGGAAGUUUGAUUUCUGUACAGGUUAAAUAUGACAUUUGCGGCAGAUGAUCUUCCCUGAUACGUGCUCACGUUGGUUGAGUGGAGAAAAAUGUCGUGCAAAUCAACCAAAGUGGCUCCAAGUGUUGACUUUGACCACAGUUGUUCCGACAGCGUGGAAUACCUCACAUUAAAUUUUGGUCCUUUUGAAACUGUUCACCGUUGGAGAAGGCUUCCUCCGUGUGAUGAGUUUGUUGGAGCAAGGCGCAGCAAACACACUGUCGUGGCAUAUAGAGAUGCUAUCUACGUGUUUGGGGGAGACAAUGGCAAGAACAUGUUGAAUGACUUGCUCCGUUUUGAUGUGAAGGACUGCUCUUGGUGUAGGGCCUUCACCACAGGAACCCCACCUGCUCCCCGAUACCACCAUUCAGCUGUGGUCUAUGGAAGCAGCAUGUUUGUUUUUGGAGGGUAUACUGGAGACAUAUAUUCCAACUCCAACCUAAAAAAUAAAAAUGAUCUCUUUGAAUACAAGUUUGCAACAGGACAGUGGACGGAAUGGAAAGUAGAGGGGAGCCUGCCAGUGGCUCGCUCAGCUCACGGAGCCACAGUUUACAGUGAUAAGUUGUGGAUAUUUGCAGGUUAUGAUGGGAAUGCCAGGUUGAACGACAUGUGGACCAUCAGCCUGCAGGACAGAGAGCAUGCAUGUUGGGAAGAGAUUGAGCAGAGUGGCGAGAUUCCUCCGUCUUGCUGCAACUUCCCCGUAGCUGUAUGCAGGGACAAGAUGUUUGUCUUUUCGGGCCAGAGCGGAGCCAAGAUAACCAACAACCUCUUCCAGUUUGAAUUCAAUGGCCACAUGUGGACCCGCAUUCCCACUGAACAUUUGCUACGAGGCUCUCCGCCACCUCCUCAGCGGCGUUAUGGCCACACAAUGGUUGCCUUCGACCGCCAUUUGUAUGUGUUUGGCGGGGCUGCUGAUAACACUCUGCCCAAUGAGCUGCACUGCUAUGAUGUGGACUCUCAGAGCUGGGAGGUGAUCCACCCCAGUCUGGACAGUGAGAUGCCAAGUGGGAGGCUCUUCCAUGCAGCUGCUGUGAUUCAAGACGCUAUGUACAUUUUUGGAGGGACUGUGGACAACAAUGUUCGCAGUGGGGAGAUGUACAGGUUUCAGUUUUCUUGCUAUCCAAAGUGUACUCUCCAUGAAGACUAUGGUAAAUUGUGGGAGAACCGACAGUUCUGUGACGUGGAAUUUAUUCUAGGAGAGCGGGAAGAAAGAGUUCUGGGACAUAUAGCUAUUGUGACGGCCAGAUGCCAGUGGCUGCGUAAGAAAAUCCUGCAGGCUCGGGAAAGACAGCGACAGAGGACCAAACAGGACAGCAGUGAGGAGAGUGAUGAAGGGGCCACAAGAGGUGGAACUCACAAGCUAUCGGGCAGACAGCCAAUGCUGGAAGUAUCCAUCAGGGAAGCAGAAGCCCAGCCUUUUGAAGUGUUAAUGCAGUUUCUCUACACAGACAAGAUUCAGUACCCACGCAGAGGUCAUGUUCAGGAUGUUCUCCUAAUCAUGGACGUUUACAAACUAGCCCUGAGUUUCAAACUCUCCCGCUUGGAGCAGUUGUGUGUUCAGUACAUCGAGGCUUCUGUUGACCUGCAGAACGUUCUCAGUGUUUGUGAAAAUGCAAACAAGCUCCAACUUGACCAGCUAAAGGAACAUUGCCUUAAUUUCGUGGUGAAAGAAUCCCACUUCAACCAGGUGAUCAUGACGAGAGAGUUUGAACAUCUGUCCACGCCACUGAUUGUGGAGAUAGUCCGACGAAAGCAGCAGCCCCCUCCGAGAUUGUACUCUGACCAGCCUGUGGACAUUGGCACCUCCCUAGUGCAGGACAUGAAGGCGUACCUAGAAGGAGGGGGCCUUGAGUUCUGUGAUAUUAUCCUGCUGUUAGAUGGGCACCCUCGACCCGCUCAUAAAGCCAUACUAGCAGCUCGUUCCAGUUAUUUCGAGGCCAUGUUCCGCUCCUUCAUGCCAGAGGACGGCCAGGUUAAUAUCUCUAUCGGUGAGAUGGUUCCCAGUAAGCAGGCAUUCGAGUCCAUGCUACGCUACAUCUACUAUGGGGAUGUUAACAUGCCUCCAGAAGAUUCUCUUUAUCUGUUUGCUGCACCAUAUUAUUACGGCUUUUCAAAUAACAGGCUGCAAGCUUAUUGCAAGCAAAAUCUGGAGAUGAAUGUCACCGUGGAGAACGUUUUGCAGAUUCUGGAGGCGGCCGAUAAGACUCAGGCUCUGGACAUGAAGAAGCAUUGCCUACACAUAAUUGUCCACCAGUUCAUCAAGGUAUCCAAGCUCCCCAACCUGCGUUCUCUCAGCCAGUUGCUGCUGUUGGACAUCAUUGAGUCUCUAGCUACACACAUAUCAGACAAGCAGUGUGCUGAGAUGGGCUCCGACAUUUAGGAUCAUGGCAAGAGACCUGCACUUUUAUUUUCAUCCUUUUUUUUUUUUUUUUUAAAUAUAUGUUUACAAUUUCGCCUCGCCAUUCCGCCCUUCAUAUCGUGACCGUAAUUUCUCGAGCGUAGUGUGCCAUAUUUUGUUCAAAGACUUCACUAUCAGGGGGGCUGCUUCGUAGGGGGCCUAUUUUCAAAAACUUUAAAUUCAAAUAUUUUCAAAACCAAAGUCGCCAGCGACCUAAAACCAGAACAGGCACUUUCCUUAGCCAUAUAUGAGUUUCCAUGAGCAGCGUAAUCACAAAAUUCAAAGUUGUUCCCUAAUGAAAUCCGAAUUAUUUUUUAGGUUACUAUAACAGAACUUAAAAUGGCUAUACAAUUGUCAGAUUUUCAGAAGCCGCACCCACCAAAUUUGAUACAAAAACAGCAUUUGUUCACAGAUAAGCCGCACUGGACUAUAAGCCGCAGCACUCCUCACUGUAUCAUGGAAGAUUUACAACAAAAGAUAGUAACCGGUAACACUUUAUUUGUAAGACUGUCAUAAGACCAAAUGAACCACCAUGAAGCUUUGAACCAAUGGGCUGAAAAGCUUCAUUGCUUCGAGAAGCUUAAUUUGCCCAUCACUGCUCCACCUGCUGUCAACACUGUUGUUGUCCAACAUGCCUCCUAGCAUGCAUUGCAGCACUACAGAUCUAAAUAACAAUCAAAAUCAAUGUUCUCUGCAAAUUAUUUCUUCAGGUACUCUUUCAGUUUCAUUUACUGUUAGAGAUGGUAUUUGGUAACUCUUUAUUUGAAAGUGGCCCCAUAAAACUGUCAUUAGACAAUCAUAAUUAUGACAUGACACUGUUAUGACAAUUAAUGAAUCCUUAUACCAGAUGUCAUUUAGUGUUAUCCGGCAAAUUAUCUCACUUUUGAAUGGAUGUAAAAGAUCCGAGCUGAACAUAAAUGGAGAUAGUGACAUAGUUUGCCGGAUGACAUUUAAUGACAUCUGUCAUAAGCAAUCAGUAAUCCCCAUGAUAGUGUCAUGUCAUAAUUAUGACGGUCAUAAGACCAAAUGAACCACCAUUGCUUCAAGAAGCUUCAUUUGGACAUUACUGCUCCCUUGGAGAGACAGUCAACCUCUGCUGCCACCUGCCGUCAACACUGUUGUUGUCCAACAUGCCUCCUAGCAUGCAUUGCAGCGCUACAGAUGUAAAUAACAAUCAAAAUUCAUGUUAUGUGCCAAUUAUUUCUUCAGUUGCUGUUCCAGUUGUUUCAUUAAUUGCUAGUUAUGGUAUUUGGCAACAUUUUAUUUGACAGUCGUGCCAUAAGACUAUCAUAAUCAUGACAUGACACUGCCAUGAGCAUAAAUGAAUCCUUAUGACAGAUGUCAUUUUGUGUCAUCGGCAAAUUAUCUCACUUUUGAAUAGAUUGAAAAGAUCCGAGCUGGACAGAAAUGGAGUUAGUGACAUAGUUUGCCGGAUGACAAUGACAUCCGUCAUAAGCAUUCAUUAAUGCCCUUGAUAGUGGUAUAAUUAUGACGGUCUUAUGAUGCCAGUCUCAAAUAAAGUGUUACCUAUUAACCCAAAUAAAUCAACAAAUAAACCGCGCUGGACUAUAAGCCGCAGGAUACUGAGGGAGGGAAAAAAGUAGCGGCUUAUAGUCCAGAAUUUACGGUAAUCACUUGUAUUUUCAGGAUCAAUAGCAAUAUUUGGCACAUAUAAGUUUUUGCCCGAAAGCGCGACUCAAAUUUUUUAAAUUUAGUGCAAUUUUUAGUUUUCAACAGCUAAUAAAUUAAUCAAUUUUCACAUCAGAAACUGGAUACUUGGGGAAAGCAUGCAGACUUAUCUUAGUUUUACUCAACAAAAGCACAUUUUUCAGUAUUCUAUAUACAAUCACAACUUAUUUAGGUUUCCGCUGUCACUAUUGCCUCAGCACGUCUUGCAGGCUAUCUGGCCGUCAUCUUUUUUAGAUUCAAUUCAAUUUUAUUUGUAUAGCCCUAUAUCACAACAAGUUUGUCUCAGAGGGCUUUGCAGAGUCAUUUUGAUACACAGUCAAAUACAGUAGAUGAAUGAGAUGAGUCCAUGUCCUGGGCAUCCCCCAUCCCUAGACCCUCCAUGGCGGCAAGGAAAAACUCAGCCCAAUGGGAAAAAAGAAACCUUGGGGAGAACCACAGUCAGGAGAGAUCCACUCCCAGGACGGACAGGACAGGCUAUAGAUGCACCGGGGGGGGGUGGUCAGCCAGGGGUGGGAUAGUCAGGCAGCUGAAAAAAUAGCCCUUCCCCUAAAGGGGACACUGGGUGACUGGUAAUUAAAAGACUAGUCAACUAGAUAUUAGAAUUGGAAAACACAAAUAAAGUAAAGACCAGUGGUAAGUAGAGUGAAAAACGGGGGAUAGGACUCAGUGGCUGUACUUCCCCCAGCAUUAUAGCUCCUAGUGCAGCUUAGGCUGAAAUGUGAGUUCAGUCUUUUUUCAACAAGCCUGACCAUAAGCUUUUUCAAAUAGGAACGUUUUUAGUCUAAUCUUAAAUGUACAGACUGUGUCGGCCUCUUUAAUAUUAGCUUGAAGCUGAUUCCAUAAGACAGGAGCUUGGUAACUAAAGGCUCUCGCUCCUACUGUACUUUUAGAGACCCUGGGAACUACCAAUAGACCUGCAUUCUGAGAAGGAAGUAUUCUGUUGGGGUGGUAUGGAACUAGAGCAUCUGUGAGAUAAGAUGGCCCCAAACCAUUUAUGGUCUUAAAUGUAAGAAGGAGGAUUUUAAAUUUAAUUCUAAAAUCGACUGGAAGUCAGUGAAGGGCUUGGAGCACUUGGAUGAUGUGCUCUCUUCUAUUAGUUCCUGUUAAAAGUCUUGCUGCUGCAUUCUGGACAAGCUGAAGACCUUUUAGGGAACUUUUAGGACGAGCUGCAAGUAAGGAGUUACAGUAAUCCAAUCUAGAUGUAACGAACGCGCGAAUUAAUUUUCCUGCAUCACUUUUAGACAGAACAUUUCUUAUUUUGGCUAUGUUGCGCAAGUGAAAAAGGGCUGUUCUGCAGGUUUGUUUAAUAUGAGCUUUAAAUGAGAGGUCUGAUUGAAAUGUAACAUAAAAUAAAAGCCAGUUUAUUUUUUGUAUGGACACAGAAAUCAAUCAGAGGGGGUGGCUAUUAAAAAGAAAAUUGAAAAAAAAACUUGUAAUCACUAUGAAAUCUGGAUGUCAAAAAUUAUUAUUCGAUAUUUUUUGCGUCCUAUAUGGUAUACUGGGGGCGGGUUUCAAUAAGCUUCGGCUUCUCCCGUCUGCCCUUUUCUUUCCGGGUUGAAUUAAUUGUAAACACAUAUAAAUGCUGUAUGUUUGUUUGGAUUUGUCAUGCCUGAAGGGAAAAUAAAUUUAAGAAAAAAAAAUAAAAUAAAUAAAUAAUAAUAAAAUGUCUAAAUUACUAUUUUCCAAUCCAACUGGACAACAAAAUAAAGAGCUUUUUAAGUAAAUGAAUGCAUACAUUCCAGAAUUUCUAAAUAUGAACAUAAAAGUGUCUAGAUUCUUGGUUAAAAGCAAAAAACACUGGGCAGUUAUCAGUCAUUUUACGUAAAUAUUUUAAGCUAAAAUUACGCAUUUUUUUUUCCAUUUCAUUUGUUUCACAACGUUUCAAAGUGGUGCCAUUUUAUGUAAUAUUUACCUUGACUCCUCGACCAAGAUAUUCUUGAGACAUGCGUCUGUUUGUAUGCACUAAAACCUUCUUUCCCACCUAAAUCCGGCGUUCGAACGCAGCGUGUGUUUGAGUUUAUCGCAGUGAAAGCUGACACGACGCUCUGCCUGGCCCGGCCCCCUACGGGAAGGAGUGGCACAAUGUCUGUAGGAACUAUCUCGUCAACUGAUAGUGAAGUCUAUGAUUUUGUUGUUGCUACAAUUCAUGAUGAAUCGGGUUGGGUCACCUAAUACAUAGGUACAAUUAAGCCUGUCAUGAAAAACAAUAAGUCAAUUUAUCAGUAAAUAAAAAUGAGGCCGCUAAUUAUCCCGGCUGCGAUUUAUCACGGGUACGCACAAAUGUACGCACGCGUGUUUACGUGUGCUGCGCGCACUCGGCACAUGUGCGUGUUGAUUUCAUAUGAGACUCCAUUUCCUUUCAUAGAUGUUUAUUGGUCAUUAACACGUCAUAGAAUUAGAAUUCAGACAUAAAAAUAUACGGCAAAACAUCUGUAUUAAACAUUGUAACAUGUUAGCAUUGCUACAUUGAGGCUAAUGGAAAAAAGACAAUGUACUAACCAGUAUAGUCUGCUAUAAAACAUUGGCAGUGUUCUCCAAAAUGCAAAAUUGAGGUUAAAAGCUGUGACUUCAAACAUGAAAACUGGCUGGUUUACAGUAUUAGCUAACCGAAAAAAAGAAAAAAUAUCUAUUACUGACACCACAUGCAUGACAAAAAGAGAAAUGAACUUUUUAUUCCAGAGUGCAAAGCUUAUGGUUAACGGUUUAGCAAACAUACUUCUUGUGAACAUUUCAAAAUAAAAGCACAUCAUGUUCAACAUGUAAAUCAAGAUUUCUGGAGUUAAUCUCGCAUACUUCAGAUUCUACUCUUAAGAUGUAGCCUAAUAAGAAGCUACUUUACGUAGUGCGUUUCCGCCUCUGUUAAAAUCAAAGAUAUUGAAAGCAUCUUGUGUUUUAGAAUCGGUUUAACAAAUAAGGAAAUCGUUAAUAUUUUGCCUCAUCUACAUCAAAUUAUAAUCAAAAGAAGGAUUUAUACCAAUGCUUAAUCGUAGCUCGCAGCUACAGUACACGUACGUAAAAAGCGUAGCUGAUUACAGCUAUUUACCCCUUUUUUUCUCGUAGCAAUCGUACGACUUUUAUCUUGUAGUCCUUUUUUUUUCUUCUUCAUUUGGCCCUAAUACGUACUAUAUUACCACAACAAUAAUAGUCCUCUUAACGGACCCUCGUCCGUUGACAACUUAAAUCUUUUCUAAACACUUCAAAAUUCUCAUCUGAAAUUACAACCCGUGACAUCAGCAAUGAACAAAUCUAUGAUAGGAUGUGAUGAUUCGGGUCAUACACAUGCCAUAAAGAGCUUAAACGUUAUGUCAAUGUAUUAAGGUUGUUUUCACCGACUUAAACCAAAAUUACAUUAAUUAACCUGAAAUACCUUUCUGUGCAUUUUUCUCCCGGUUUCCAACUCUGCACCAAGCUUGCAACAGGAGAACUGAUGUGAUUUUCAAAAUAAAGCGUGUAAAGGAACAAUUUGUAUUUGACGUGCUAUUUCAGACGUCUUCUAGCAAAUAGUGUGUUACCAAUUAGCUAUAUACAGUAAAUUAAUUUUGACGUGUUGUUAAAUUAUACAAAUUAGAAUGUACCUUUAAAUCUUUAAAAAAAAAAAAAAAAAAAAUCACAUUUGCAAGGCGUGACGGCUUUUAUUUUGGUGUGGUGGUCCGCCACAAUCUUUUAAUUGUAGGGGAAACCCUGCUGAUGAGGUUUGGGUGGGCCUACUCUAUAAGAGUUCAUAUGAAACUCGAGAAAUGACGGGACUUUGCACCGAGCAUGUUUCAAUCUUUCAAAUGCCUCAUUCAUUUGAAAGAAAGGUGCUUUUUUCCCUUAUUGUGCAUAUCAUUGUGUUAAGUCAUUUAAUUUAUUUUGUAUACAACAAUAGUUUAUCGUUUUUGCAUCUUUCUUUUGCUAUUGUCCCCCAAUUAUCAUUUUCUUCUUUUUCAAAAAAAAAAAACCUUCAUUGAAAUUUUCCUCACCGUUUUCCCUUAACAGCUGAAAACACCAAACGAUGCGACUUCUUGUUGCUGGAUCAGUAUUAUUACAUUAUGGAGUUACAAUUGGUAUUAUAUACUUGGUAUGUUGUAAUGCUAUACUGCAUUGUAAAAAUCAUUAUUGAUAACUGUCUGUAUUAACCACCUUUUUCAAACAUUACCCAUGUUUAUCAGACAAGUUUGUGACAUCUGCUCAAAAAUUACCCAAUGGGGUUAAUUGUACGGUAUUUAUCAAAAAUAAUAAAAUCUUUGUUACUAAAAAAAGACACUCCUUCUUUACUCAGUAACAAUUUUGAAGUUUUAAAGGGAUCCUCGAUUUGAGACAAGUAAUUCUUAAAAGAUAAAUGUUAGUAUGAGUUAGAAUAAUUUGGUAUUAAAACUAGGGCUGUCAAAAUUAUCGCGUUAACGGGCGUUAAUUAAUUUUUUAAAUUAAUCACGUUAAAAUAUUUGACGCAGUUAACACAUGCACUAAAUGACCCGCUCGCAUAUUGCCUCAAACAGAUUACAAUGAGGCCGUUUAUGGACAUUAAGAGUGAAGAAAAUGCCACCGGCCGCUUGGGGGCAGCGCCGUUCCAUACUCAUGUUAUUUCUUCUAAACGUGGGAGAAUUAGUAGUUUUGAGACGUUUAUGCUGUAUUCACAAUGCAAUGCAAAUUGCUAUUUGUGCUCCACACAUAUUUCAGUAAGUUUUCUUUCUUUUAGUGGCAAUUAUGUGUCUCUUGUUGUAUUUUGGGUAAGAUAUGUACAGAUAUAUGUUAUACAGUAAAGGCAAGUGGACACAGGCGUUCUUUGGACCGCACCGUUUAUUGGCAUAAGCUUCUCCUUCACAACAAACAUAAGUAUCGUUUAGUGAAAGCACAACAAAAAUAAUAUUCCUAUCCCUCCAAAAAAAAAAAUAUUGUUCACAAAAAGAAAAGCACUUCAGCCUAUAGUAAUGAGGCCCUAUUCUGACACACAGUUAAAAAACAAUGCAAAAUGAACUGGCAUUCCAUAUCAAAAUAGCUAUGCAAAAUACACGUAAAACUUAGACUUUGUUCACUCUAUUUUUUUUUUUUUUUUUAUUCUUAUUAUAUUAACUUUACUAUUGAUUGAAAAUUUUACAAAUUUUAUUAAAACAAAAAUAUGAAGAGGGGUUUUAAUAUAAAAUUACUAUAACUUGUAACUAUAACAAUUAUCUUUUAAGAACUACAAGUCUUUCUAUCCGUGGAUCACUUUAACAGAAAGAAUGUUAAUAAUAGCAUUUGUGGAUUUAUUGUUACAAUAAACAAAUACAGUACUUAUGUACAGUAUGUUGUAUGUAUAUAUCCGUCAUGUGUCUUAUCUUUCCAUUCCAACAAUAAUUUACAGAAAAAUAUGAAUAUUUUAGAGAUGGUUUGAAUUGCGAUUAAUUGCGAUUAAUUAAUUUUUAAGCUGUAGUUAACUCGAUUAAAAAUUUUAAUCGUUUGACAGCCCUAAUUAAAACCCCUCUUAAUGUUUUCGUUUUUCAUAAAAUUUAUUUUAUUUUUAAUUAUUUUAACUGAUAGGUCGCCAUUCUUGUUGACGUCGCAAUGCCCGCUGCCGAACUUCCAGCGUGUCACUCGUUAGCUACCCCAAAAUGUUGUCGGUUCUGCCCUUCCAAUUUGAACCAGAGCGGAAAAGUGAAGAGCAGGACAGCACUGUCGGUCGUUCACAAGACGAGCAGCAAAGGCAAAAUGCAAAGCAGGAAACACCUAAUAAGACUAGAGUUUGGGAAAACUGGUGAUGUACUUGGAGCAAGUGCAUCUCAAUGACAAUAGAGUGGGAGAGUGUAUGCUGUUGAGAACUCUGGUUUUUGUUAGCAGAUCUUCAAGGUGAGCUAUUGCGUGAUCAAACUUAUUAUUCCAACAUAAUUAUGUAGAUUGUUAGCAUCCAGAGCUGUCAUGUGCUUUACAUACAGUACAGGCCAAAAGUUUGAACACACCUUGUCAUUCGUUCAAUUUUAUUUUCAUGACUAUUGACAUUAUAAACGCUCACCGAAGGUAAUAAAACUAUGAAUGCACACGUGUGAUAGUCAGGAUCGGAGUCGUGUCGUGGCUGACGUCCUCAUUAAAUUCGUCAUCUGACGGGAACAAAUCCUGGGAUCGCGUGUCCUCCAUGUCUUGUACAUCCAACUCGCAUUUAGCUACUAAGGGUGUAACGGUACAUGUAUUCGUAUUGAACCGUUUCGGUACUUGGUGAUCGGUUCGGAACGGAGGCGUACCGAGCGAGUUUCUGACGUAAUGUCACCCCUUAUUUUUCGAGGCUGUGAGUCGAUCGGGUUACAGUUUCUUUGUGUAUAUUAUAUGUACUCCGUCUUCUCUACUAUAACGAGGACCAACACGGUAGGACAGUAAGAAACGUCAACGGCGCGACAACGUGCCCGCCGUGAGAACGCAGUGAAACGCGGCCGUUAAAGUCAAUCAGCCAAUGCACACCAGUCGCAGUGCGGCCGCGUGUUAGACGCAUCCCAGAAGCCGCUCAACGCAAUGCACGCGAAAAGAACAGCAGAGUUUAUUAUUUGACACGAGACGCAGCCCUCCUGCGUCAAUACUACUAGCUAGCAGACCGGAAGUCACUCGUGUAAAAAUACGGUGGAUCCGGUCGAUUUUAUAAACUAAUAUGCAAUCGUAACACACUUUUUGAGUCCAUCAGAUCUCUUGAGUGCUAGAUCGGGGCACAAUUGACUUGUCUUUGUUGAUUUACAGUUGUCUUCUCUGCUAUAAUAAUAACCAACACGGCCCCGUGUUCAAUACAAAACCCUCCUACCACAACAAAACAACUAAAGAACUAAAGAUGUCCCAAUCGAUCGGCUUCCCGAUCGAUUGGGUCCGAUCAUGUCAUUUUCAAAGUAUCGGAAUCGGCAAAAAAAUAUCGGACAUGCCUUUUUAAAAAUAUAUACAUAUAUAUUUUAAUUAAAUCGUUUUCUAAUUGUAUUUCACGUUACAGACAAAAUGUCUGACACUCAUCCAGAGUCUUUAGUUUUGGCUUAAAGUAGGACUGUCAAAUUUAUCGUGUUAACGGCGGUAAUUGAUUUUUUAAAAAUUAAUCACGUUAAAAUAUUUAAUGCAGUUAACGCAUGCGCUGCACGACCCACUCACGCAUUGUCGCGUUCAAUCCAUAGAGGCGCCGUUUUACCUAUAUAUAUAUAUAUAGAGCUUAAAGGCAGUGUAAAAUGAGUAGAGUGAAUUUAGGCAGUCUUUGGAGCCUUUAUUUAAUUGGCUAAAGCCUUAAAAUCCCCCUCUCAACAAUUAAAAAUAUUGUGGGAAGCAAUGUGGGGAAGAAAGGUAGUAGUUAAUCUUUUUCUUAACACCAUAUGUUAUUUCUCAACGCAGAGUAUAUCAAUUGGUGUCACUAUGCACAGUCAUGGUUGCACUUCCCAUCAUGCAUUUGGGCAUAACAGUUAAAUGGCUACAGUAUCAUUUACUGAAAGCUCAACAAAUACACUAGAUGGCAAUAUUUAGUCACAAUAUACAAAGUCACAUUUAUCCUUUAAGAAUUACAAGUCUUUCUAUCCGUGGAUCCCUCUCUCAGAAAGAAUGUUAAUAAUGUAAAUGCCAUCUUUAGGAUUUAUUGUCAUAAUAAAUUAAUACAGUACUUAUGUACUGUAUGUUGAAUGUAUAUAUUCGAGUUUUAUUCAUUUUUUUCGUAAUGCAUUGCCAAAAUGUAUAUGAUCGGAAAAAAUUAUCGGGAAUGAUUGGAAUUGAAUCGGGAGCAAAAAAAAAAGCAAUCUGAUCGGGAAAUAUCGGGAUCAACAGAUACUCAAACUAAAACGAUCGGGAUCGGAUAUGGAGCAAAAAAACAUGAUCGGAACAAUCCUAGUAGGAACUAAUAUUCACAUAGGAACUUAAGUUAUACAACAUAAAAUGUACAAUAUAAAUGAAUACUACAUCACAUUUGUAAAAUACAAACACAAUACAACACACAAUACAAACACAUAAUAAAAUAAAUAAUAGCCCAUUCAAAUAAAAUAAAUUGAAAUGAGCUAAAACACCUGUAAUUAAAUAAUAAGAAUAAUACACAGAUCCUACUUACACAAUUAAAUUUAUUAAUUUCUGUGUGGAGCUUUAACUUGAGAAAAUCCACCAAUAAAGCUUUUGAAAACCGUUCAUAAGAAAAAAAAAAUCAUUGAGGCAUUUCAUUUGUAAAAUACAUGUUAAAAUCUUUGUCAUUGGGAUUGCAUUUCUCUUUAGCACAGGACUUUUUUCUUCUUUCUUUCAGAAAGAAAGCUGACCAAUACGCGGGGUCUGAAAGGCAAAUUGUUGUUGGAUUAUCUUUAAAUACCCGCUACUUUUUGAGCAGAAUUCUAGCUUUGUAUCCUAUUGUUGAAAGCACAAAGGUGUGUAAUAAACAACUAGCACAUUUAUAUUUUGCAUUUUGUUUUCUUACUGUACCGAAAAUUAACCGAACUGUGACCUCAAAACAGAGGUACGUACCGAACCGAGAUUUUUGUGUACCGUUACACCCCUAUUAGCUACAUAAAGGUGGUCCAUAUUAAAUGCUCGGCGCGCAUCAGCUGGCCACUGCACUGCUGCAUUGGACGUGUCUGGAUCAGUUUGAGUGGCAGCAUCACUCAUACUAGGUGAAUACUGAACAAACUCACUUACUGCCUGAUGAACUGACAGUAGAGGUGAAUUAUUAGCUUCCUCUGUGACUAGCGGUACGCCCAAAGGUUCGCCUACCACUGUAUAACGACAGGAGCAGCUUGCCUGCUUAAGAGAGCGGCCAGAGUUGUUUGUCUUUUGCGCUUUAUUGCUCGCAUUUCACUUGCUAUCCGGGGGCGUUGAGGCUUCUUGUGAUGGAAAAUAGUUGGAACAGCAUUUGAUUUUAUUGCUUUCUAUUCCUCUUGUGCUUAUCUUCAUUGCUGAUUUAAAUUAUUAUUAGUAGUAGUAUUUGUUUUUAUUAGGGCUGUCAAACGAUUGAAAUUUUUAAUCGAGUUAAUUACAGUUAAAAAAUUAAUCGUAAUUAAUUAAUUUUUCUGUAAGUUAUUGUUGGAAUGGAGAGAUAAGACACAAGACGGAUAUAUACAUUCAACAUACGGUACAUACACUAAGUACUGUAUUUGUUUAUUAUAACAUUAAAUCAACAAGAUGGCAUUAACCUUAUUAACAUUCUCUUAAAGCGAUCCAUUGAUAGAAAGACUUGUACUUCUUAAAAGAUAAAUGUUAGUACAAGUUAUAGAAAUUUUAUAUUAAAACCCCUCUUAAUGUUUUCGUUUUAAUAAAAUUUGUAAAAUUUUCAAUCAAAAAAUAAGCUCGCCAUUGUUGAUGUCAAUAAUUACACCAUGCUCCCUCAUUGUGCUGAAACCCAUAAACUCAUUUAGACCCAAGCGCCAGCAGAAGGCGUCAAACACCAAAAAACAAGUAACAAGCGGACAUUACACUGCUGUCAUUUUAAUCUGUUUGAGCGGGGCAUGUGCGUUAAUUGUGUCAAAUAUUUUAACGUGAUUAAUUUCAAAAAUUAAUUACCGCCCGUUAACGCGAUAUUUUUGACAGCCCUAGUUUUUAUGUAUAAUGUUAUUUCCUAUUUCGAUUGUCUGUUUUUACGUUCGAUUGAUUUUAAUGUGAUUUUUAUGAUCUUCAUGUGAUUUAAAGCAAAGUAAAUAAAUUUCCCUUGCCUUGCCCUACACAAUUGGAAACCUCCCAAUUACGUCAUCACUCCGAGCCCGUAAAACAUGGCGCCAACUAUCGGUCAAAAUAUGUACUAAAUAUUAUAAAAUAUUGACAAUGAUUUAACAUUUUAUGUGUUUCUAACAGCAUAUUUUAGUACAAGAGAACAAUUGUGCUUUAUUAGAACCUACAUGUCUUUAAGAUCGAGGAUCCCUUUAAUGAUCACUUAUAGAUCUUUUUCGACCAAAUAUUGAGCCUACAUUUGGUCCGCAGAGUUCAGACAUUACUUUUAAAGUGCAUCUGACACGAAAAAGCAUGUUUAUUUCAUAACGCACGCAGUAUUUUAUGCUCCUGAAUGAUAUGGACCACUUGGAUGUGUGUGGAAGCGAUCGCUAUAUUUAUUUAGUUUUUUUAAUCCCGCGCCAUGAAAAUGAGUGACUUCCGGCUUCGGUCUUCAAUUGAGGAGGAGGGCGCUGUGAUGUGUAUGGAUGAAGGCGUCCUCUUCUCUAUACAGCCGUACUGUUGUGUAUGAGGACUAGGAUUUAGCGGAUUUUGCGGAUUAACCCGUUCAUUUUUCGCAUCACGCCAGCCAAACGGCUGCAGAAAAAUCUUGCUGUAUGAGGGAGAGGCGUGUGCGCCUUUUUGGAGUAUCAAAAGUUUCCCAUUCACCGUGGAUAUUGGCCAAGCCCUACUACUGUGGGACCAUUGGACUUAUGAGGAAGUGAGUAAACAUCUUGUUUUGUAUUACAUCAAAUAUUAAUACAGCGAUUACAAAGUAAACACUACAAACUUUCUUUAAAUAAAGGACUACUUACGUUUGAUCAUUGAGAGGCAUGUAAAAAGCUCUCCUCGUGCACAUUAGCUGCACAACAACUGCAGCCGCCCUCCUCCGGGGAACGAGCUGUAAAUUGCUCUCCGCCGGGCUGUUUGCCGAUCCGCGAAGACAAUCGACAACCCAGUCGUCAUGUCAAAUAAUCCAGGCUAGUUAUGUGUCAUUUUCCGCUUCGAAGACUUUGAAACAUCACUCGGUUCGGGUUAGCUUGUCGGCUAGCUGUCACGCCUCUUGGUUUGUUUACAUUCUCCGAAGCCGGGGAAGGGAAAUGACAUAUGUCCGAUUUAGGUGUCAUAAAAUAUCGUUCGGGAGGUGUGACAGUAAAGGUGAAGACGACAGUUUUGACCAUUAUGGAGUAAUUUUGCCAUGUUGUCCUGAAUAAGUGCAUUUUUAUUAUUUCAUAUUCCAUUUAGCACAAGACUGUUAUUUGUCAUGACCAUGCCAUUUAUUUAGCAGUUGGGGAAAAUACUUGGAUAAAAAGAAUAUCCUGUAAAAAUAUUGAAGUAAAGAGACAGAAACAACGACAUUUUGCAGAUCUUUUCGUCGCGUUUUCCUCGUUCUGAAUAGUUCCCCCUCGACGGGCUGACUGGUCCUUGUCAAGCCAUUUAUUUAGCUAUUGUGGAAAAAUACUUGGAUAAAAAGAAUAUCCUGUAAAAAUAUUGUAGUCGAGAGACUGAAACAAUGACAUUUUGCAGCUCUCUUCGUCGCGUUUUCCUCGUUCUGAAUAUUUCCCCCUCAAUGGGCUGUAAAGUAAAACCGAUGAGCCCAGUCUCCCGCUGAUGUCAUCCACCUGUUGGGGACGCUUGAGCCCUAUAAUGGUAGGCGUGGCUAACCGGCAGAUUAAAAGACUAAUUUCUCGUCAUCUUCGCUUUGCUAAAUUGUUGUAUAUAGUCGAAUCGUCUCAAAAUAUGAUUCUAAUUCACAUAAUAAUGCUAUUUAAAGUAUUUCCUCUGAUUUAAAUACAUGUAGGCUCUAAUAAACCACAAUUGUUCUCUUGUACUAAAAUUUGUUGUUAGAAACACAUAACAUGUUAAAUCAAAGGCAAUAUUUUAUAAUAUUUAGUCCAUAUUUUGAGCAUUAGUUGACGCCAUGGUUUGCGGGCUCGCAGUGAUGGUAUCUUUCUGAAUGUGUAGCGUGUUCAACAAUUGCUUAUUGCUGCCUAAACUCGCGAAGUAAAAUGCCACGAUGUGCUGCUUUUGGAUGCAAUUUCCAUUCAAAUGGAAAAAAGGGGAGUGAAGUGAGUGGUUAAGGUGGAAUUAUUAUUUUUAGUGAAUAAAUGUGCAUAAGUGGAAGCUUCUCCCCUUUUUGGUCCCUGUAUGCAUGUAUCCUACCCACCACGCGUUACAACUGGCGCCCGAAAAUUUUUCCUGGAUCCUCAGUCAAGUAAGGGUCCCAUCGCGUCUGCAAUAAUGGUUUUGGAUCUGUCCAUUUAUUUUUAUUCGUUGGUCCCACAGCGGCUUUUCGGAUCAGUCUAUUUUGUGGAAUCGACGGCCUAAUCGCGGCUGCGAUAUUGCCGGUGUAAUUCCUGGAUCUUCGAGUGAGUAAAAAAACGCAGAUUUGGAUUACUAUUGCUAUCUUUUUUGUUGACUAUUCUUCGUGGGAGUUUUCCCCAAAUCAUACUAAAUAAUUAAAGCACUAUGGCACGCUACAGUGACGACAGUGACUCUGACGUGGACCUUACAACAAUGUUGGAGUUCGUCAGGGAAUGCGUGUUUGCGUACUGCUGAGCUCCCGAGUGAAGAGUGGUCAAGGUGGAAAUAUUAUUUUUUGUGAAUAAAUGGUGGAAGCUUCUCCCCUUUCUGGUACUUUUAUACACGUAUCCUAGCUACCACGCGUUACAACGUACAUGACCUGGAUUACACAAGGUGUGCUCUUUGGCCUGUACUGUAUGUAAAGCACACGACAGCUCUGGAUGCUAACGGUCUACAUAA